Messenger RNA from Conger conger (European conger), 4399 nucleotides. RefSeq names its product WD repeat domain phosphoinositide-interacting protein 2-like. Gene Ontology annotation, molecular function: phosphatidylinositol-3,5-bisphosphate binding; phosphatidylinositol-3-phosphate binding; protein binding. The coding region runs from base 130 to 1410 and encodes 426 amino acids. Gene Ontology annotation, cellular component: phagophore assembly site membrane; cytosol; extrinsic component of membrane. Gene Ontology annotation, biological process: nucleophagy; protein localization to phagophore assembly site; autophagy of mitochondrion. The transcript has 12 exons. NCBI's taxonomy places the organism in Eukaryota, Metazoa, Chordata, Actinopteri, Anguilliformes, Congridae. The record is from RefSeq and is a predicted model, not a curated record.
GGCUGUACUUGAUCAAAACAACAACAACUGAACCAGGAGAGAGGAGGAUGCAACAGCAAUCAGAUGUCUCUGGACAACUAGACGCAGCUGAUUCUUACUGAUGUUACAGUUGUAGAUUGAGCUGAGCUCAUGAAUCUGACCAGUCAGAGUGGCGAGGCCGGCUGCUGCCAGGUCCUCUUCGCCAACUUCAACCAGGACAACACGUCCUUGGCUGUUGGCACAAAAUCUGGCUAUACGUUUUUCUCUUUGUCUUCUGUUGAUAAAUUAGAGCAGAUUUACGAAUGCACUGAAACUGAAGAUGUGUGUAUUGUGGAAAGACUGUUCUCCAGCAGCCUUGUGGCCAUUGUUAGCAUUAAGGCCCCCAGGAAGCUGAAAGUCUGUCACUUUAAAAAAGGGACUGAGAUCUGUAAUUACAGUUACUCCAACACCAUUUUGGCUGUCAAGCUGAACAGACAGAGGUUAAUAGUGUGCCUGGAGGAAUCGCUUUAUAUCCACAAUAUUAGAGAUAUGAAAGUGCUGCACACCAUUCGAGAAACUCCACCCAAUCCUUCAGGACUGUGUGCUUUGUCAAUUAGUAAUGACAAUUGCUAUUUAGCAUACCCUGGGAGUGCAACAAUAGGAGAGAUCCAAGUUUUCGACACAAUCAAUCUGCGUGCUGCAAACAUGAUUCCAGCCCAUGAUAGCCCCUUAGCAGCUCUGGCAUUUGAUGCAAGUGGCACAAAACUUGCAACAGCCUCUGAGAAGGGGACUGUGAUUCGAGUGUUCACCAUUCCAGAAGGACAGAAGCUCUUUGAGUUCAGGAGGGGAGUGAAGAGGUGUGUCAGCAUCUGUUCCCUUGCAUUCAGCUUGGAAGGACUCUUUCUCUCCGCCUCCAGUAACACUGAGACGGUUCAUAUCUUUAAGCUGGAAACCCAGAAAGAAAAGCCCCAGGAAGAACCCAGUACAUGGACUGGGUACUUUGGAAAGGUGCUAAUGGCAUCUACAAGUUACUUACCAGCCCAAGUCACAGAGAUGUUCACCCAGGGCAGGGCCUUUGCCACAGUCAGACUGCCAUUUUCAGGACACAAGAAUGUCUGCUCACUUGCCAUAAUACAGAAGAUCCCUCGCCUUCUCGUGGCAGCAGCUGAUGGGUAUCUGUACAUGUAUAACCUGGACCCACAGGAGGGGGGCGAGUGUCGACUAAUGAGGCAGCACAAAUUGGAUGGCAGUGUGGAGCCGCCAGAUGAGAUCGUGGAGCCGACAAACCAUGACCGCCCCCUAGUGGUGACUCAGAACUACAGCGCUGGUGUGGCCAGAGGUUACUCUGAGGACCAUGGAGCUGCUGGAGGCCCUGGCAUAGAGGAUGAGCUGAGCUCUCUGCACCUGGAUGAGGAAAAUGAGCAACCUCCCAUGAUCCUGCAGACUGACUGAGGGCUGAACCACCUAUUUCUGUGGACAACUGGGUGACAUCCUGAAAGAUGCUGCUCACUCAUAGCAGAUCAGAAGAGGGGAUGUUUUAACAAGCCCACCUGUAACCUAAUCCUGUCAGUGUUUAUAAAUUAUGUGUGCAUAUUUAUGUAUGUGUUAUAUACACUCAGUGAGCAUUUUAUUAGGUCGACCUGUACACCAACUUGUUAAUGAAAAUAUUUCAUCAGCCAAUCAUGUGGCAGCAACUAAAUGCUGACAAGCAUACAGACAUGGUCAAGAGGUUCAGCUGUUUUUCAUACCAAAUGUCAGAAUGGGGAAGAAAUGUGAUCUAAGUGACAUUGGCUGUGGAAUGAUUUUUGGUGUCAGACAGGGUGGUUUGAGAAUGGUGCGAAAAAAAAGAAUCCUGUGAGCAGCAGUUCUGUGGGCAAAAACUCCUCGUUAAUGAGAGAGUCAGAGGAGAAGGGGCAGACUAGUCUAAGCUGACAGGAAAGUGACAGUAAUGCAAAUAACCACAUUACAACAGUGGUAUGCAGAAGAGCAUCUCUGAACAAUCAACACGUCAAACCUCUUAAGUGGAUUGGCUACAACAGCAGACGUCUAAUAAAUACCUAAUAAAGUGCUCACUGAGUGUACAUUUACACACAUCGCAGUAACUUUUAAAUCUUGUAAAAUGUUAUUAGGAAGACCCAUUUCUGCUUACAAUGAACAUAAUGUCAGUUGUCUGUCGCAACUACUCUUAGCCUUCCAUGCAUGUGUGCCAAGUACAGGAUUGCAAGAAAAGGGUUAAUUUACAGUGUCAAUGCUACAGACAAGAGGUGAAUCUCUCUUUUCAGCCAUGUCCAGGCCUAAACCUGGUGUAUUUGACUGGAAGGAGACUCAAAGGCUCAGUGUGCAUCCUGCACAAAGGCAGGUCCAUGGGCCCAUACAGUUUAAGGUGGGAGAAUAAAAUGUUGUGUGGAUGUCAGAGAGAAGUGGGGGAAUGGUUGAGCUCUGUGACGCAGGAAGAAAGGGAGUGACACUGCUGAACCUUGGAAAGGCUAUUCCAGAGAGUUCCACGCAGUCCUUUGUCUGAGGAAACCCACGUCACUCUGUUCUUUUCCAUAGAGGUACGUCAGUGACUUACCCUGAUAUUUAUCUUGGAGGACUGGCUGCAGACUGCUCUGGAAAGCCCAUCGCCUUGAUGUCUGUUUAAUUCCUUAGUUUUAUAUUCCGUUUGGCAUGCUAAUAUUACAGCUGCCAUUCUCAGGUGGGAAAUAUCUUUGUGGUCUUCAGACAUGUAAGAAUUUAAGACUACAGUAGAGCAGCAGAGGUGGAGGGGCGGUCCUGGUGUUUGGCAGAACUUACUGUAUUUUUUUUAUGUCCUUCUGUGAAGGGGAGCUGUGACUCAUGAACAGCAGGUCUGUUUUCUGUAAUGAGAAAUGAAGGAUGGGAGUUUCCCUUUUCCUUUUUCUGCUCUCAAAUUAAUUCUCUUCCUACCACUUCCUGAUUUGCCCUGAUGUGCCCUGCAUAGAAUUCACUCUACAUGUAUAUUUGCACUUAAUUUAAUUCAUUAUUAUGUAAUGAGAGAUUUAUUAUAUGUCAUCUUUGUUGAUGGUUCAGUAAAAUCCGUUGCAGUAACUUGGUUAUUUUGCAGAUUUUGGCAUUCGUUUUCACAGCCCCAAUACAUAUGGCUAAUGUAUUUAAUUAUUUUCCCUGGUAGAGAAUUCUGUUCUAACCAUGCAGUGUAAUUCCACUGGGACAGGACUUGUGAAGUCCUCCUGUUCUGUGUGCUGUAACUAUACAAACUGCCCAUGACUGACCGGAGGGACUGCAACAGGCAUGUACAGUAUAUCAGCCUCUCCCAAAGGGAAAGUGUGACUUGUUUUUCCUCACAAGUCCAAGCCUUUGUUUGCUUUAUAAACAUCUAAAAUAUGUCAAAAGUGCAAAAUGUUUCAUUUCGGUUUCCAGUACAGUAACCUCUGUCAAACGUUAGAUGACAUGGGGAUGUUCCUGUUUGCAGCUGUGUGUUUGUGGGAAAAUUGUAUUGUGAGUGGGACUCAAGAUUCAAGAUUUAUUGUCUCACAAAGUGGAAAAUUUGGCUUGGGCUUUCCGCCAUGCUGCAGCCGUAAAAAACAAAAAUUUCCUCAUACCAUAAACAUACAAAGAUGUUAGUGAAUAAAAACAUUUCUAAAAGCAAAGAUCAAGAUAAAGGGGUAGGGAAAAGCACCUGAAAAAACUAUGCAUUUUGCGGCUUUUAAUCAGUGGUAUGCAUUUAAUAAGAAAAUAAUUUAUUAAUGGCUAAAAAGAUUUGCAUAACAGACAUGAGCAUAGGAAGCAUGCGGUUUUGUCUCAAACUACAAGUAUAUUUCUGUCUUCCCUAUUCUCAGGAACAAAAUUAUACUGAAAAUAUGCAAGACACAAAUAUGCCAGCAGGUGAAGUCAAAACUGCACACAUGCUUCAUAUGCUUAUGUCAUUUAUACUAAGCUUCCACUGAACAUUGGUUUAAAGAUCGUGAUUGAAAUUCAAGUGUUUUGUAUGACAAUUACUAUAUACUACAGUAACUAUGAGAGUGUAACUAUGUAACUAUGAUUCAAUACCUAUCAAUAACUACAAUGUGUGUACAAAAAUGUUGCAUUAUUAAUACUUGGUAGGUCUCAUAUUCUCAAGGUUAUUCCUAUGGCUGUAUUACGUCCCGCUGCUUUCGGUGGUGAGUACUGGUCUUAUUUCUCAUGUCUGCAUUCUGCACACCUUUCGGAGGCCUGUGUGAAGACUUUUUUUUUUUUUUUUGCCUGUUGCAAUAAAGCUUUCCACUUGGGCAUUCUCUGAAAUCAUGGAACAAAAUGUAUUUUCCGGAGGGCCAAGCUGUAUCCCUUUUCCCUGUAAAGUAACCAUUAGAUUAUCCAUGCCUAUGGCUGCGUAACUUGUUUUCUAACAACUUUAGUACUAAAUGUGAAUCAUUCCACACAAAGACUGAAAUACUCUCUGAAAAUAAAGGAAACCAUUUAUAUGAAA